Orussus abietinus is the source of this 8225-nucleotide messenger RNA. RefSeq names its product low-density lipoprotein receptor-related protein 6 (gene arr). Lineage: Eukaryota; Metazoa; Arthropoda; Insecta; Hymenoptera; Orussidae. The record is from RefSeq and is a predicted model, not a curated record. Gene Ontology annotation, molecular function: protein binding. Bases 279 to 5105 code for a protein of 1608 amino acids. The transcript has 7 exons.
GGAUGGCAUCGCGCGCUGUUGUUCGGAUUCGCUCGGCUCCUCCGGUGGACGCAAGCGUUCGCGAGUGAUCGGGCGUGGGUCGAGUGGAACCCUCGAGUUGUGUACGACGACCGAGCGUUUGUUUUGAUGCCGGACCGCCGAGGGAAGACGCGCCCGGUCGAGUGAUCGCGCGGACGCGCUCGGCUCAGCGAACGGGCGGCCGCCGACGCGCCGUCCUCUCGCUUCGGGACAUCCUCAGACCGAAAUGUGCGGGGAUUGCGGCUUGCAACGAUCCUAGGAUGGCUUUGGGGACUUCUCGAGGCAUCCUCGCUGCUGCUUGCAUCCUGUGCGGCAUCGCCCUCGCCAACGCCUCGCCGACCCUCCUAUUCGCAACCCACAAGGACAUCAGGGUGACCAAUGUCUCCCGGUCGAACAAAGCGACGACGAUCGUCAGGGACCUGUCGGAGGGAGCCGCCCUGGACUUCUACUACGAGAGAAGCCUGGUCUGCUGGUCGGACAGCGUCCUGGAGGUGAUCCAGUGCGUCCGGUCGAACGCGACCUACACCGGGGAGAGGAUGACGGUGGUCAACUCGAGCCUGAUCUCCCCGGAUGGGCUGGCCUGCGACUGGUACACGGGGAAGCUCUACUGGACCGACGGGGAGAAGAACCGGAUCGAGGUGACGAGCAUCGACGGCAGGUACCGGAAGGUCCUCUUCUGGACGGACAUCUACCAGCCGAGGGCGAUCGCCCUGGUCCCGAUGCGCAGCAUCCUCUUCUGGACCGACUGGGGCGAGGUGCCGAAGAUCGAGCGAGCGGGCAUGAACGGCGACCCCGGGACCAGGGAGGUCAUCGUCUCGGACGACAUCUUCUGGCCGAACGGACUGACGGUCGACUACGACUCGGAGCUCGUCUACUGGGCGGACGGGAGGCUCAAGUUCAUCGCCGUGAUGGACUACCACGGGAAGAACCGGAGGACGGUCGUCAGCCAGGGCCUCGAUUACCCGUUCGCCAUCACCUUCUUCGAGCAGAAGCUCUACUGGACCGACUGGAAGACUUGGUGCAUCCACUCGCACGACGUCCGCUCGACCACCUCGCAUCCGAGGGAGCUCUUCCACGGGGAGUACAUUCCGGGGGACAUCGAGGUCUGGGACCCGAGGCGCCAGCCCUUCGGGGACAACGCGUGCAGGCACAACAAUGGGAACUGUUCCCACUUGUGCCUACUUGGUACCAAGCCACCCGGGUACACCUGCGCCUGUCCGACGGGGGUCAAGCUGAUCGACGGGUUCACCUGCGCCAAGGGGCCCGAGGAGCUCCUCCUCAUCGUCCAGAGGAACGAGAUAUGCCGGAUAUCCCUGGACUCGCCGGAUUACACGAACUUCGUCCUGCCCCUGACCGGGAUCAAGCACGCCAUAGCGAUAGACUUCGACCCCAUCGAGGAGAUGUUGUACUGGACCGACGACCAGGCCUGCGCCAUCAGGAGGGCCUUCCUGGACGGGUCUGGCCAGGAAGACGUGGUCACCACCGAGGUGGGCAACCCUGACGGCAUCGCCAUCGACUGGAUCGCCAGGAACAUGUACUGGACCGACACCGGGACGGAUCGCAUUGAGGUGGCCAGGCUGAACGGCACCAGCAGGAAGGUCCUCGUCAACGAGGACCUCAUCGAACCCAGGGCCAUCGCCCUGGCCCCGGAACUUGGCUGGAUGUUCUGGACCGACUGGAACGACAAGAAGCCGAAGAUCGAGCGCAGCAACCUGGACGGCAGCGAGCGCACCCUCCUCGUCACCAAGGACAUCAUCUGGCCGAAUGGCAUCGCCCUAGACCUCGAGAGGAGGAAGAUCUACUGGUGCGACGCCAAGACCGAUAAAAUCGAGGUCUGCAACAUGGACGGCACCGAUCGCAGGGAGGUCAUCACCGACAACCUCCCUCAUCUGUUCGGCCUCAGCCUCCUGGGGGAUUUCUUGUACUGGACCGACUGGCAGAGGAGGAGCAUCGACCGGGCCCAUAAACUCACCGGGGGAGACAGGGAGGUCAUCGUCGACCAGGUGCCUAAUGUCAUGGGCCUGAAGGCUGUUCACCUGGGGAAGGUCAGUGGGAACAACCCCUGCGCCAAGGACAACGGAGGAUGCAGUCACCUGUGCCUUAAUAGACCUGGGGAUCGGUAUGUCUGCGCGUGCCAGAUAGGGUACGAGCUCACCAAGGACAAGAAGACCUGCGUCAUCCCCGACGCUUUUCUACUCUUUGCGCGGAAGGAGAACAUCGGACGCAUCAGUAUCGAGAACGCGAACAACGAUAACAUUAUUCCUGUGACCGGGGUCAAGGAUGCGAGCGCCCUGGACUUCGACAUGGUGGACAAUCGAAUUUACUGGACGGACGUGAAGGUGAAGGCCAUCACCCGGGCCUUCAUGAACGGCUCGGACGUGGAGAGGGUCGUCGACCUGGGCCUGGAGACUCCGGAGGGACUGGCCGUGGACUGGAUUGCACAUAACCUCUAUUGGAGCGACACGGGAACGCGGAGGAUCGAGGUGGUGAGGCUGGAAGGAUGCUGCAGGAAGGUGCUCGUAUGGCAGGACCUGGUGGAGCCGAGGUGCCUCGCUCUGGAUCCUGAAAGAGGGCACAUGUACUGGACCGAGUGGGGGAACUCGGGGAGCAUAGAAAGAGCCGGGCUGGACGGAUCCCGAAGAGCGGUGAUACUUUCGGACAUAGGUCGAGCAAAUGGCCUGACGAUCGACCACUUGGCGCGUCGACUCUACUGGGCCGACCUCUUCACCCCUGCGAUCGACAGCUACGACCUGACUACCAUGAAGAGGAGGGCCAUCAUCACCCAGGACAUAGUAUAUCCCUUCAGCAUAACCCAGUACCAGGACUACAUCUAUUGGACCGACUGGAACACCGGGGACAUAGAGAGGGCGAAUAAAACCACGGGUGCCAAUCGCACCAAGAUCCACAACCGGCUGGAAUCGGUGACCGACCUGUUAACCUUCCACGCGUCCAGGCAGUCCGGUCGCAACCCCUGCGCCGUGAACAACGGGGACUGCGGCCACCUCUGCGUCGCCUUGCCCGGGGUCGGCGGGAAACCCUCUGUAACCCACAAAUGCGCCUGCCCUACCCACUACAACUUGGCUCAGGACAACAAAACCUGCGUAGCUCCCAGGAACUUCAUGGUGUACAGUCUGCGCAACGUGAUGAGUCGCUUCCUCCCGGACACGAACGACUGCCCCGACAUCGUCCUCCGGGUGCAGGGCUUGAAGAACGUCCGGGCGAUCGAGUUCGACCCUAUUACUCAGCACGUCUACUGGAUAGACGGGCGGACCUUGUCUAUCAGGAAGGCCCUGGAGAACCGGACCCACGCAGGGGUCCUGAUAUCGGGGGGCUCGGGACAUCCCUUCGACCUGGCGCUGGAUCCCCUGGGGAGGCUGCUCUUCUGGUCCUGCGCGGCCAGCGACGCGAUCAACGUCACCAGGCUCGACAACGGCUCGGCUCUGGGGGUGGUCGUCAAGGGCGAGGGCGAGAAACCCAGGAACAUCGCCGUGCACCCGGAGAAGAGACUGCUCUUCUGGACCGACAUUGGUGGGAAGAUGAGGGUCAUGCAGGGCAAGAUGGACGGCAAGGAGAGGAUCGUCAUCGCGACCGACCUGGAGCAGCCCACCAGCCUGGCGCUGGACACCGAUGCGGACCUCGUCUUCUGGGCCCAGGGCAGGCUGGUCGAGUUCGCCGACCUGAACGGCGGCAACAGGAGGACUCUGGUCUCCGUUGGCCAAGCCUCCGUCUCCCACCUCGCCGUCCUCUUCGAGUACCUCUACUGGUUCGACCGGGACACCCAGACCGUGGAGAGGGCGAAUAAAACCGCAGGAACUGCUAGAAGGACCUUGAUGAGCAGACCCAUCACCGACCUCGUCACUGUCAGGACACCUGACGACCUGGUCAUGGAGUCCCAUGUGUGCAGCCCCUUCCAUGACUAUGGAGGGUGCUCGCAUUUCUGCAUCGGCUCCCCCAGCUCCUCCAGGUGCUCCUGUCCCCAGACCCUGGUCUUAUCGGACGACGAGAGAACCUGUAGAGCUGCUCCUGCUUGUGGCGCGGAUCACUUCACCUGCGCGGCACCCAGCUCGGCUGUCGCCAAGGAUUGCAUCCCUGCCACGUGGAGGUGCGACGGACAGACCGAUUGUUCCGACGGAAGCGACGAAUUGGGCUGUCCUGCCUGUAGCCAUGAUCAGUUCAGGUGCCAGAGCGGACAUUGUAUCGAUAUGGCAUGGGUCUGCGACGGCACCGCACAAUGCCACGAUGGCCUUGACGAGGCCCAUUGUUGCAGAGCCGGGCAAUUCCAGUGCAGCGGGACGGGAGUGUGCAUCCCCGCCACGGCUUUGUGCGAUGGGUGGGAAAAUUGCGCGGAUGGCAGCGACGAGACCGCACCGGCGUGCACCUCGGCGAACAAUCACCGCCAGGACGCGGGUCCCUCCCUGGACUCCGGGAAGAGCACCUACAUCGUCGUGAUCCUAGUCAUCAUGAGCGUGGUCAUAGUCAUUGUGCUAGGGUUUUACUAUUGUCGGAAGAGGCUGGCGGGGAAUGAAGAGCUGCCCGACAUCUUGCACGACUCCGCCGGGGACCCGUUGUCCCCCAAGCCGGGCAGGGCGGCCAAGCCGAUGUUGGCCCAGAAGAACGGCAGGAAGGACCUCAAGGCGGGACUGGAGGCCAUGAGGAUGUCCACCCUCAACGGCAGUAGCAUUGGAUCCAGCUACGACCGCAGUCACAUUACAGGCGCGUCGAGCUCGACGAGGGGCAGCUCCACCGGUGGUUAUCCUCAGGAAACCCUGAACCCUCCGCCCAGUCCAGCUACCACGGCUAAUUCCACCAGGUGUUCCAGCAGCAACGCCUCCAGGUACAGGCCCUACAGGCACUACAGGAGCAUUAAUCAACCUCCGCCUCCGACACCGUGCAGCACCGAUAUCUGCGACGAGUCGGACAGCAAUUACCCUGCCAGGUAUAGGUACGAAAGCGAACCCUUCCCACCUCCACCUACGCCGAGGUCGGUAUACCACAGCGACGCCGCUAUCAGCUGUCCACCCUCGCCCAGCUCGAGGUCCUCCACCUACUUCAGCCCUCUUCCACCGCCGCCUUCUCCUGUCCCGUGAAUAUUCUCACCAGGUUGUAACUGGAGGUAUCGGUGUCGGGCAUCAGCGGGCUCUGGGCAAGGUGGGAGGUCGUUUAAUGAAAAUGUGGAAACAUGAAAACGUGAAAAUAUGAAAAGGUGGAAACAUGAAAACGUGAAAAUAUGAAAAAUGUGAAAUAUGGAAACACGAAAAUGUGGAAACAUGAAAACGUGAAAAUGUGAAAUGUGGAAACAUGAAAAUGUGGAAAUAUGAAAAUGCGGGUAUAUGAAAUAGGGGGAACGUGUGAAAGCCCGAAAGCAUGAAAAUAUGGAAAACCAUGAGCUCUGCCUUUAGCCUUGGGAAAAAUCGACGAUCCUCUCCCUGGUAUCAAAGGGUUCCCUAGACAUCCUGGACUCCACGGUUCUUCGUUACUAGCCAGAAGGGUCUUCAACCUUCUUCAAGGUGGACGACGGGUUUCGUUUCGAGAUUGGAAAGUGCAAAUAUUCGUUGUGUAGCUAAUUCUCCCCGUGUACAAAAACUCUACGCCAUUGUGUGCCUAGGAGCCGCGGUCGGGUCGCGCUCGACCUCGAGGAGCGCGCCGGGUUGUCGGCUCUCUGUAAAUAGACUGCGUGACUGCGAAAGGGUGCGAAUGGAGCCCCCUUGAGAGCCGUAUUUUUUUUAAUAGGCCCCGUGUAUAAAGUGUACAUAGAUAUAUUACGAGACGAUUUUUUAACUUAAACGCGAGCGCGCGAUGACUUUCCUCGUCAGGGCGCGCAUGCGCGUUCAUUCGUCACCUUUAUCUAUACUCUGUUAAUUGUGAUAUAAAGUAUAUCAUAACAUUAUUAUUAUAUAUGUGUGUAUAUGUAUGCAUGUAUAUCGAGAUAUAUACAUAUGUGUACAUACAUAUUCGUUACUAUUACCAUUAAACGUAUCUAUAUUUUAUGUUCCUUACCUGACGUAGCAUUUAACCAAAGGCUGCAUCGGAUAUUUUAUUACACAUUGUCGAAUAAUCUGCGCUCUAGGAUUACGAAGGGGACUUCGAUUAUUUGUAAUGUCCUUUGAAGGCACUUUUAUAGACGGGACGGCGAGUUAAAUGGAUUAAUGUUCAGCAGGCCGGACAGGAAACGUGAUCUCCGCUCGAUCUCGGCCGCAUCUUCUUAAAGCCUUGAUAAGGUUUAGAUAGGAUGUGGAGGCUCCUUUUUAUACGAGAAGUGUGGCGUUCCCUUUUUUAUUGUAAAACCCACUACUAAAGGCGAGGGUCAUUUUCUCUUUUACUGAAAUGUACUCGCUAAGUAGAGUAGGCGGAAUCUCUUAGGUUCGAGAUUAUGCACCGACAUACAAGAAUUGACCAUCCAACGUGUUCUUAUUAGCCACGGCUUUAUGAAGGGAACAAGGAAGUUGCAAUAUCCUAGGAGACGUAAUUGUCAGAGGCCUUUUGUUGUUAUUUGUUGCUUUCGACCGGUACCGGUUAACUUAUUUCUUUUUUUCUAUUUAAAUUGAACCUAGGUCUUUAAUGUUUGCCACGAGGCGCGAAUUAUUCCACUCUGAUUUGCAAUAAUUCCAGAACGGUUGUAGGAAGAGUGCGCCCAAAUUUUUCCUUUUUUUUUUAUUUUUUAUUAUAUAUCAAUGCUUUGGGGCAUUUCAUCUUUUUUCGCUGCAAAGUGUGUCGAAGGAUCAACUUUUUGCGGGAAUCUGCAUAUCUUGCAUUGUUUAAAAACCCCGCGCCAAUCAAAAGUGAAGUUACAUAUCUAUUAUAUAUAUAACUGACAUGAGUUCUGCAUUCGAGGUGUAAUAUAACAUUGCAUAGUAAAGUUAUACAGGACGCGAAAUCGUUUGCAAUGGACUGAGAGAUAAGAAGCAAACGAUUAAAUCAACUAAAUAACAUGCAAUUUAAGGUGCCACCUUUUGUUUUUAUUUUUUUUUAUUCCUUAGUUUACCUGAAUCGUAAAUCUUAAUACCUUUUUUUUUUUUAAUUAUAUUUUAACAUUUAUAGCGACGCCUGUAAAUCAGCUGUUCACUGUCAAAACAAGGAAAUACGAUUUUCUCGUUUAAUCGCUCGAGUUGUCUUUCCUGCGCGGGUGAAAAUUAAUGUUUUAGUUCAUUGUUUUGCAGAAAAGAGGAGAAGAGCCUUUUUACGCGGAUGGAUUAUUCCGGGAGAUUUUUACGACGUGUCGUACAGGCAAUUGAAAUAAUAGACAAUGGUACAUUUUUAUCCAAUUGUGUUUAACUAAUGUAUCGGAAAGUCGCAGAUUCGCGUAGCUCGUAUUAACGCGAAUUCGGUGCACUUAAAGAGGAGUUAGAUCUAAGGGAUAAAUUUUCGCUAAGGUACGCGAAUUUGUUAACGGCGAAUCGCUAUCGAAAUGCUAGUACCAAUACUGAAAGGUGCAUGAGUCUAUAGGCACGAUAGCUUCACAUCACAUUAUUGCAUUUCUCAUCGUAUCGACAGUUUGCCCAUAGUUUACAUACCAUUCCAGCUUGUUAAACUAUUGGACCGAUGUCCUGAGUAAAUAGUUAUAAAAGUUGGCGCAGCGCAUGUAACAAUUAAUUCGUGUACGGUGCAACUUCGUUGCAGGUCGCAAAAUGUAUGGGGAAAAAAAAAAAAGAAAAGAAAUCCUGAUUGCGGGAUAAUAUUUCCUGGUGCUUGGUCGAUAUUUAGUGCGCGAAUUGUUAAUUUGAUUACGGUUUUUUCUUUUUUUUUUUCUCCCCUUUACAUGUAUUUGGAGUAACUUGUAGGGAAUUUUUUAUCGACCUGUGACGGAGUUGCACAUGCAUCGUCUGAUUUCUCCUAUGACUUUAACCCUUCCGCAUCGUCGCACAAUGUCGUCCUUGUGACUGUUCCUGUGACUUAAUUAAAUCGCAAAACCGUGCCAUAAACGCGUCAUAAAUAGGGGUAAUUACGAAGUAUAUAUGAUAAUGGUACUCAAAAUUACCGAGACUUGUACAAAUACACGAGUCCGUAAGGAUUUUAAACCUCGCACUGCCACAGCAACCGCCUUGAGGAAACUUAUUAUUAAAUUAUUACUCUUGUUUAGCGUCGAAGACUGAAAUCAUUGCCUAUAUUUUUUUUACAUUUGCGAACAAUGUAUCUUAUAAUGCUAUACGUGUAAAAUAUGUGUACAAAAGCGAAAGAAAGGAAAAAAAAAAAGAAGAAGAAAAAAGCAA